This is a messenger RNA of Aspergillus sclerotioniger CBS 115572, 576 nucleotides long. RefSeq lists its product as uncharacterized. The record is from RefSeq and is a predicted model, not a curated record. Bases 1 to 576 code for a protein of 191 amino acids. The transcript has 2 exons. Lineage: Eukaryota; Fungi; Ascomycota; Eurotiomycetes; Eurotiales; Aspergillaceae.
AUGUCCGGAAUCAUCGACACCAUCAAGCACGACCACCGCGAGAUCGAAUCCUACUACAACCAGAUUCUCCAGGCUUCCAAUGCCGACGAACAAACCCGCUACCAGAACCAAUUCACCUGGGAACUGGCCCGACAUUCCAUCGCCGAAGAACUAGUCGUGUAUCCAGCCAUUGAGCGAUAUAUCACCGGGGGUGACGUUAUCGCAAACAAAGACCGCCAGGAACAUCAAAAGGUCAAAGAGCAAUUGAAGAAGUUCCAAAACAUGAAGCCAGACGACCCCGAAUUUCUCCCUACCGUCAAGGCCCUCAUGAGCGAUCUCGCUCAGCACAUCAAGGAGGAGGAAACGGAGGAUUUACCCCAGCUUGAGGCAGCUAUUUCCCCCGAGGAUAGCGAAAGCUAUGCGAAGUCUUUUGCCCGUACGAAGAUUUUCGUUCCGUCGCGCUCGCAUCCCAGUGCACCGGAUAAGCCGCCAUAUGAGACUGCCAUCGGGCUGUUGACUGCGCCCAUUGAUCAUUUGGCGGAUUUGUUUCGCAAGUGGCCGCAUAAUACGACCAUGCCGAAUCCUUCUACUAAGUAG